GCUGUGCUAGCUAGAGAAGUGGCCGAGCGCUAGCCGACACUGACAGGCACACUGCAACACAGAUAGCAGCUAGCACUAGUUUCAUUCAUCUAGAAAUCAUGCAGGAAUGGGCAAACCAGUUAUGCGAGAACCGACAAUUUGGAUCCAAGAUGACGGACUCCAAGUACUUCACCACUACCAAGAAAGGGGAGAUAUUUGAGCUCAAGGCAGAGCUUAACAGCGAUAAGAAAGAGAAGAAGAAGGAGGCGGUGAAGAAGGUCAUUGCGUCUAUGACAGUUGGCAAGGAUGUCAGCGCUUUGUUCCCAGAUGUGGUGAACUGCAUGCAGACGGACAACCUUGAGCUGAAGAAACUGGUCUACCUUUACCUGAUGAACUACGCCAAGAGUCAGCCAGACAUGGCGAUCAUGGCUGUGAACACCUUUGUCAAGGAUUGUGAAGACCCCAACCCUCUCAUCCGGGCCCUGGCUGUGCGUACCAUGGGCUGUAUCCGUGUGGACAAGAUCACUGAGUACCUGUGUGAGCCACUGAGAAAAUGUCUGAAAGAUGAAGACCCGUAUGUGAGGAAGACGGCUGCUGUGUGUGUAGCAAAGCUCCAUGAUAUCAACGCCCAGCUGGUGGAAGACCAGGGCUUCCUGGAUACCCUUAAGGACCUUAUCUCUGACUCCAACCCUAUGGUGGUAGCGAAUGCUGUGGCCGCCCUAUCUGAGAUAGCAGAGUCUCACCCAAACAGUAACCUUCUGGAUCUGAACCCUCAGUCCAUCAACAAGCUGUUGACAGCUUUAAAUGAAUGCACGGAGUGGGGCCAGAUCUUCAUCUUAGACUGCCUGGCCAACUACACACCCCGUGACGACCGCGAGUCCCAGAGCAUUUGUGAACGGGUGACUCCGCGACUCUCCCAUGCCAACUCCGCAGUUGUGUUAUCAGCAGUAAAAGUUCUAAUGAAGUUCAUGGAGAUGCUGCCCAAGGACCUGGACUACUAUGGUACCCUGCUAAAGAAGCUGGCUCCUCCGCUGGUCACCCUGCUCUCUGCUGAGCCUGAACUGCAAUAUGUGGCACUCAGAAACAUCAACCUUAUUGUACAAAAACGCCCUGAGAUCCUGAAACACGAGAUGAAGGUUUUCUUUGUAAAGUACAAUGAUCCAAUCUACGUCAAGCUGGAGAAGCUGGACAUCAUGAUUCGCCUAGCUUCACAAGCCAACAUUGCCCAGGUGCUGGCAGAACUAAAAGAAUAUGCCACUGAGGUGGAUGUUGACUUUGUUCGUAAAGCGGUUCGAGCCAUUGGCCGCUGCGCCAUCAAAGUAGAGCAAUCAGCAGAGCGCUGUGUCAGCACUCUGCUGGACCUCAUCCAGACCAAGGUCAACUAUGUGGUGCAGGAGGCCAUUGUGGUCAUCAAGGACAUCUUUCGCAAAUACCCCAACAAGUAUGAGAGUGUGAUUGCUACUCUGUGUGAGAACCUCGACUCCCUGGAUGAGCCAGAGGCACGGGCAGCCAUGAUCUGGAUUGUGGGAGAAUACGCGGAGCGCAUCGAUAACGCUGACGAGCUGCUAGAAAGCUUCCUGGAAGGUUUCCAUGAUGAAAGCACUCAGGUGCAGCUGCAGCUGCUGACAGCUAUAGUCAAGUUGUUCCUGAAAAAGCCAACUGAGACCCAGGAGCUGGUACAGCAAGUGCUAAGCCUGGCCACGCAGGACUCAGACAACCCAGACCUAAGGGACCGUGGCUACAUCUACUGGCGUCUGCUCUCCACAGACCCCGUGGCCGCCAAGGAGGUGGUUCUGGCUGAGAAGCCACUGAUUUCUGAGGAGACAGACCUGAUUGAGCCCACUCUGCUGGAGGAGCUCAUCUGCCACAUUGGUACGCUGGCCUCUGUCUACCACAAGCCGCCCAGUGCCUUUGUGGAGGGCAGCCGUGGGGUGCAGCACAAGAGACUCCCUGCCCGCGCCGGAUCUGGGGAGAGUGCAGAGAGCCCAGACACAGUGUCUACCGGUGGAGUCUCCGAGGCCCCUCCUGCUGUCAUCCCAUCCCAGGGAGACCUGCUAGGAGACCUGCUCAAUCUGGACCUGACCCCUCCCACCACAACUGGACCCCCACCCCCCACCUCCAGCAUGCAGAUGGGGGCCAUGGACCUUCUUGGAGGAGGACUGGACAGCCUGAUGGGAGAUGAUUCAGAACCGUCACACAUUCCUCUGCGGACGGACACUCCUCAGUCACCUCAGCUUCAUCAUCACUCCCCAUCGCCCCCAGAUUACAGCCCAACCGAGCUUGGCGGAGAUAUUGGAGGAAGUCCUGCUAUGGGAGCUAGUUUUGGGGCUCCUCCAGCUGUAAUGCCCGGCUCUUUCAAUGCUCCUGUCAGCGGUGGCCUCAGUGACCUAUUUGACCUUGGAGGUGGAGUUGGUAUGCCGAUGGGAGCCUACGUGCCUCCUAAAACAGUGUGGCUACCAGCCAUGAAGGCCAAGGGUCUGGAGAUCUCAGGCACUUUUGCUCGUCGUUCUGGGGUCGUCCAAAUGGAGAUGACCCUCACAAAUAAAGCUAUGAGUGUCAUGGGUGACUUUGCCAUCCAGUUCAACAGAAACAGCUUUGGUCUGGCCCCAGCCGGUCCACUCCAGGUUCUCACUCCCUUCACCCCAAACCAGAGUAUCGAAGUCACCCUCCCACUCAACACCGUGGGACCUGUCAUGAAGAUGGAGCCCCUCAAUAAUCUGCAGGUGGCUGUUAAGAACAACAUUGACGUCUUCUACUUCAGCUGCCAGUACCCCAUCAGCAUGUUGUUUGUAGAGGACGGGAAGAUGGAGAGACAGGUGUUCCUCGCUACAUGGAAAGACAUUCCUAAUGACAAUGAGUCCCAGUUCCAGAUCAAAGACUGUCAUCUCAACUCAGAUGCAGCCUCCAACAAACUGCAGGGCAGCAACAUCUUCACCAUAGCCAAGCGCACAGUGGACGGGCAGGACAUGCUGUACCAGUCUAUGAAGCUCACCAAUGGCAUCUGGAUACUGGCUGAGCUGAAGGUACAGGCAGGAAACCCAAACUACACGAUCUCCUUGAAGUGCAGAGCGCCAGAGGUUGCCCAGAGUGUAUUCCAGAGCUACGAGGCGGUGCUGAAGAACUGAAUCCCAGAUGCAGACUGGAGACGAGGCAUUGGAAACGGCGCUGGCUCUGCCCACAGCCUCCCAGCCUCCCAGACUCUCUCCUGCUCUCCCUCACCUGACCCACACACACCUCUACAACAUGACUGAACACAGGGUCCACCUCCUGCUGUGCUGGGCCUGAAGACCAGGCUCCCCCCUCUGUCAUCCAGCUCUAUGAUGAGGACACUUAAACAUUUGUCUGAUUCUGACACAUUGCCGAUCCAUUUUUUCUAAGACUGCAGAGGUAUCUGGUUCACUUCGUUGGCAAGCCUUAUCCCGUCCCCAUCUGCACUGCAUAUGUGAGAUUUCAGUGUUUCUGUGUUUGUUCUCUACACUUCAGCCUUCAGAUAGGUCUAACAUAUCAGCUAGUGCUACAUCUCCUGCAUGAAGACUUGCAGAUUCGGCAGUUCCAUCAACCUUCCCUGCCUGAGCCGUUUUGCAAUAACCUUUAUGCUUUGUGGGAAAAAGGCUGCACAAUUUGUGUUCCUGUAUUCUCUACAUGAUGCUCUUUCUGUGAUUAUCUCUGCGAAUUUGAAUCUAUUUAUAGUGUCUGUAAUCAGCAGGUGAAUCACCACUGUCAGCAUAUUUAUUUGGGGUGCUUGCAAUUAAAACAUGACAGUAAAAGGCUCCUGUUUUCCCACCUGCUGGGCUUAAAUCCUUGAACAUCUGUGUUGUCAGGGCCCUCCACCCUCCACCCAUCUUAGAUUAGACUUAACUGUCUAUGCCCAGGAGGAGACUCCUAAAUACUUAGUAACCAUAUAAUCGUCGUCUUUGUCCCUUUUAUGAUGUAGUCUACUCCCAGCUUUUGAUGUUCUAUUUCGAAUCAGUCUUUUUUUUUUUUUUUUUUUUUUUUCUUAACAGAUCCUCUGCUGUCCUUUAGAUUUGAAUUUCUUUGGUAUGUGCUGUGUGCAUGGGCAUUUAUUUGUUAGUGUGCAUUUGUCUUUUGAUUUAGUGUCAGAUAUAUCUGGAGAUUUAUAGACGGAAGGAACAAUUGUCUUACAUGUGCACAUUUCCAUUCUCUGCUCUCCUACUCAGUCAUUCCAUUGUUUAGUUUGUGUUGUUAGUCAAAUUAUUUGCAUCUGGGAAGGUGGGAAUCUCAGGUGUUGGGGACGCUGUAUCUGCUCUGUGCUCUGUGUCAGCAACAGCCACUUGGGCUCACAGCCAGUUUGCUUUAUCUCCUCUUGUUGCAGCUUUUCAAGCACCUCGGCCACCUGAGAUCAAGGCUUAGAGGUGAAAUGAUUCUGAACUAUGAAGUCAUGAUUUGCUGAUCUACUCCUGAAUACUAAAUGUCUAGGCAGCACACAUAAUGUUCUGUUGCAAUAGGAAAUUGGCCAGAACAUUCAGUUAACAUCACCCUAAUUUACCUACAGUCUCUAAAAGUGAAUUGGAUUUUUUUUGUAGUCAUUAGACUGAAGCCCUUUUUACCAGCUCUACAGGAUGUAUGCACUUACACUAACCAUUUAGAGAUGACAAAGGAGGUAGUUGUGUGUUUGCGUGCGUGUCUUUGUGUGUGGUGAUGGCUGAUUCAUAUGAGAUGCUGUAUUUAAAAAAAAAAAAAAAAAGAAAAGAAAAAAACAAUCUGGUGAUGGAAAAAUCAAAUGUUUUUUGAGUGACCUGAUUUUGUUCAGUGUGUGUACAUCAUUUGAAAAGAACUAUUAAAAAUCUGAUAUAUUCA
Myripristis murdjan (pinecone soldierfish) is the source of this 4797-nucleotide messenger RNA. It is a transcript of the gene ap1b1, whose product is annotated as adaptor related protein complex 1 subunit beta 1. The transcript has 24 exons. Gene Ontology annotation, molecular function: clathrin binding. Gene Ontology annotation, biological process: intracellular protein transport; vesicle-mediated transport. NCBI's taxonomy places the organism in Eukaryota, Metazoa, Chordata, Actinopteri, Holocentriformes, Holocentridae. Gene Ontology annotation, cellular component: membrane coat; clathrin adaptor complex. The record is from RefSeq and is a predicted model, not a curated record. The coding region runs from base 99 to 3104 and encodes 1001 amino acids.